AUGAAGUCUCCCUUCCUUACACCACUAUCCAUCAUUUUGUUUCUCCAACAAAUCUCCUUCGCCGCAGUUUCCCAGAACGGCACACAAGUGAUUAAGAUCGCUUGCGCGCAGACCAAAGCGAUCGAUCUGUGCAUUUCCGUCAUAAAAUCCGAUCCCCGCAGCGCCGCCGGUGACGUGAGAGUCUUUAGCAUAAUCGUCCUCGAUAAGGCGUUGGGGGAAGCCGCCGACGGUCUGGACAAAAGAUGCCCGGAGGCAUACACGAAGGUCGUUGGGGACGCCGGAGAUGCCAUAGGGAAAUUGAAGAGCAAACAGCUUGUGCCUUCGGUUGAAGAUAGCAUAAAGAAUGCCAUUAACGAUGUUGCAGGUUGCCGUCACGGUGAUGAUUCUCUCCUCACCUUUCUUAAUAUUGCUAAAGAUGUUCUCAAAAUCAUUAAUUAA
This is a messenger RNA of Ipomoea nil (Japanese morning glory), 438 nucleotides long. Its product is annotated as cell wall / vacuolar inhibitor of fructosidase 1-like. The coding region runs from base 1 to 438 and encodes 145 amino acids. Lineage: Eukaryota; Viridiplantae; Streptophyta; Magnoliopsida; Solanales; Convolvulaceae. The record is from RefSeq and is a predicted model, not a curated record. The transcript has a single exon. Gene Ontology annotation, molecular function: enzyme inhibitor activity.